Messenger RNA from Mytilus trossulus (common blue mussel), 10152 nucleotides. RefSeq names its product zinc finger protein 236-like. Bases 122 to 3991 code for a protein of 1289 amino acids. Lineage: Eukaryota; Metazoa; Mollusca; Bivalvia; Mytilida; Mytilidae. The transcript has 7 exons. Gene Ontology annotation, molecular function: RNA polymerase II cis-regulatory region sequence-specific DNA binding; DNA-binding transcription factor activity. The record is from RefSeq and is a predicted model, not a curated record. Gene Ontology annotation, biological process: regulation of transcription by RNA polymerase II.
UCAAUCCCGUCAUGCAUUUAUCAACAUGGAGAUGAACGAGGUGGUCGCGAUCGUUACUGCAUACCUAUGCUUAUGAAAACUACAACACACAUGACCGGGAUAUUGAAAAGGGAUUGUAAAAAUGCCCAAGAUAUCAAGAAGAAAGCAGUCAAAACCUCAGCACAUAUGUGGUGAAGACGAACCAACAAAUGGAGAAAGCAACAAUGGACCAGUUGGAAAGGAUGCUGUAGAAGACAACAAUGCAAAUAUUGUAGUAACAGAGGAGGAGGAGAAGGAUGAAACAUCCAAAGAAGAGAGUGGGGAGGAAAAUAAUGCUGAAAACUCAGAUGAUAUCAUCCCCUUACAACUAGAAGCUGAAGAUGUUGAUGAUUACUCAAACUUGAAAUGUGAUGAAACUGAUGAUAGAAAUACUUAUGACACCGAUUCUAACCACUCCUAUGAUCAAGGUGGUGGAGACUCUGAAGUUGGACAGUCAGAGGAACAUAAUUUCCAUACUCCAUCAUCAUCUGACCGCAUGUGUGAUUUCUGUGGAGCUGUAAAGAAAAGUCCAUCUGACCUUGCUCGCCAUCUCCUAAAACAUACUGGCGAACAUCCUUUUAAAUGUGAUCUUUGUGAUAAAGCUUUUAAAUCUAAACGAUCCUUACAGCAUCACCAACAUACAAUGCAUGGGAUCAGCCUAGCUGUUUCCAUGGUAGCAAUUGAUGCCAGUAUCACCGCCAACAGAAAACGUAAAUCUGAUGAAUCAGUGGGAUGCCAUUCUUCCCCAGAGAGUGAAACUAAAAAGAUCAAAUCAGAAGUUCAGGAUUUAUACAGUUAUCCAUCUAUGGUCUAUUGUGGAGAACCUCAGGGAUCUGUUUACAUUUCGGACGCAUCAUGUAGCAGUACUGGUAGCUUUAAGAUCAGCCCAACAUCAACAAAACUGUGCUCAGAAGAUGGCAACAACAGAACUUGCCAAGUAUGUGGAAAGACGUGCAGUAAACCAAGUGAUCUUAAAAGACAUAUGAUGAGUCAUACAGGAGAAAGACCAUUCAGAUGUAAUAUUUGUGGCAAAGCUUUUCGAGCCAAAAAUAGUAUGUUUUACCACCAAAAAUCAUCACAUGGCCUCAAUAUUGAACUAAGUCCCGGACUGCAGGAGCGUUUCAUGAAAUUAAAAAAGCAAAGUCGUGUGAAUACUUUGAUGAGCCAGCCAAAUGGAUGUUCCAUAUCAUAUACAAAUGAAGAAUCUAAAGAUGUCCAUAUCCACAAUGAUCCACAGAUGGCAAGUUCUCUACUGUUACAAAAACUAGGACAAAAAGUCAGAUGUGCUAACAAUCAAGUGCUGUAUAGUUAUGAUAUCAAUACACAUGAGGAAGGGGAGGUGGAAUUGGAUGAAAACACCGGACUCUUCAAACAGUCGGGAAGCAUCUUUAACAAACCACUAGUAACAGCAGGAGAUAUAAAACCAGAACCUUUAAAAAUUACCAAUAGUAUGGUGGGCAUGCAAAUUGUACAGGAAUCACACAAAGUCAAGCGCCACAUCUGUGUUAAAAAUGAAACUGUUUUGGUGACCAGGUUAGAUGGGGUGGAUGUACUUACUGCAAAAGAUGUCUCUUUGUAUAAAUGUUACCUGUGUGGCAAGCUUUUUGAUGAUCUGCUGAAAAUUCAGUGCCAUCUAUCGAUGCAUUUUCAAAGGGAUCUAACUCUGUAUCGUUGUCAGCUAUGUGAUGACACAUUUUGGUUCAAGUAUCGGGUCAUAAAUCAUAUCCGUAAGAAUCACCCUAAAGAAUCAAACCUGGCAUUAAAAAAAGCUGAAAAAGAUUUAAAGGAAUCAUUAGAUGAUAAACCAUCAGUAGAUGUCAAUGAAAUUGAAGUUACAGUUAAAGAGGAAAAUGACAAGAAAAAGAAAGAGAAUUCAUUGAUGGAAGGUGAUGAAAAAGUGAAAGUCGAUGAAAUGGAAACUGAAAAAGAUUCAAAGCAGACUGAAGAGAUUGGGAAAAACCAAGAGCCCAUCAAAGACCCUGAAAAAGGGAAAAGAGAAGAGCAGCAAAAUGACCAAAUGGAAGAAACUACCUCAAUCAAAAUUGAAGAAAAUCCAGUUAAAGAAAAAGAAGGGGAUGAAGACGUUACAUCUACCUCAGACAAAGAUAUUACCAAAGAUGUCCCUGUUCCUGACCUCUAUGACUUGUCCAAUAAAGCUAUGAAGUCUGAUCCACUAGGAAAGUUAUACAAAGGAAUAAGAUUUAAAAAGAAACCUAAUGGAUCUUUCAUAUGUUUACUUUGUAGGAAAUCAUUUUACAGGGAGUCGGCUUUACUGCAGCAUAUCAAAAUUCACAAUCAACAACACAUCUGCUACUGUGAGCAAUGUGGUGAUGGCUUUAUGGAGUAUGGAAAAUUAAGGUUGCACAUCAUGGGAGAUCAUAAGAAAAAUGAUGAUGAUGAUGAUACAGCACUGCCAUCAGCUACAGCAAAGAAUACUUUACUCUCUUCUUUGUUAUCAAAAACCUCACAAUGGCACAAACCUCCAACUCCUAGUAUUCCAGUACCAAAUGAUAUGAUUUUUGAGAAAGCCAGAGAAAUUCUGCAAAAAGAAGGAAUACAGGAAGAUGUAACAGUUGUGUUACCAAGUGAACCAGAUGAACAGAAUUCUACAGAGACAAGGAAGGCUAACUUAGACAAUAUUCUAUCAAACCAAGAAUCUGAGAUAUUUGUACAGAAGAACUCUGAUGAAUCUGAAAUCCAGAUAUCCCCAAAACGUCUUUUGAUGUCCAAACUACUCUCAAAAUCAAAAAGAAAAUCAUCACAACCUAUAAAAUUAGAAAAUACUGACCCUAUGGAUUGUGAAAAUGUUGUGGUUACCAGAUCUGACUCAGAGAGAGAGAUAUUUACCAUAAAACAAGAACCUGUUGUAGAUGAAAAAGAGUUGCUUCCCCCUCCAGUCUCAAUUCCAGUUCCAAUAUCUACUUCUUCCUUUCCUGUCAUCAACAGUGAACUGAUGGCAGCCAAACUCAAUAAUCUAGCAAUGUUGCAUCCUGGGAUACAUCCUGUUGUUAUGGCAAACACUCUUGCUACACUAGCGGCCCAAGGUGUACCAAUCACUUCUCAGGGAAUGCUGCUUGCCAGUGGAAAUAUUCUCUCUGGAAUAACUCCUGGUCUCCCCAUGGUAGCUCUUCCACCUCAAACAAGUAAUGGGCUAUUUGGAACAUCAAUACCACAGGUUCAACAACCAGUACAUUGUAAUCCUACAAUUAGUGUACCCAUUUCCCUGACAAUUGCAAAACAAGAAAGUGAGGACCCAGUAAUUAUUAAAGAAGAACCAAAAAGUCCUAUAGAAAAUAUUGAUUCUAAUUCUAAUCAUUCUUCUAAUGUCUCAAAUGAUGAAUUAUCAGAAUCCGACAGAGAAAAACUUGUUGGAUGUCCAAGAGUUCAGUGGAAUGAUUCAGAUAAAAGUGAGCCUAUGCUUGAAGGGAAUCCCAGCAAUUUACCAUUAAGUUUGCAACAAGGAUGGGGGUUGUCAUCAGAUGGGAGAAAAGUCACAUCAUUAUCAAGGACACAUUCAAGAUUGCCAGUAGUAAGCACUCCAGUAGACAGAGAAAAAAUUUGUAAACCAACAGUGUUAGCAGAUGGAAGGACUGUGUUCAGAUGUCCUUUUUGUAAUAAAGACUUCUUAUCUUACUCAGACAUCAAUAGACAUAUGGACUUUCACGAGGACAUCAGACCAUUUAAAUGUAAAUACUGUGAAUAUUAUGCCAGGACAAACAGCCAACUAAAAGUACAUAUGAUGAGGCAUCAAGGAAUACGUGAAUUCUGCUGCAAGCUAUGUAACUAUAAAGGUGUUACUCAAUCUGAUCUGAAUCGUCACAUGAAAUCACAGAUUCACUUACUGAAGGCCAAGCAUGCAUGUCCACAUUGUGACGAAGGAUUUGUUACCCCACGCAACCUGGAUCGUCACCUUGAUGGCAACUGUAUUGUCAAAAUGCAAAAGCUUGAAACUGGGGAACUUAUUUUGAAGUGACCUACAUUUAAGUUUUAUUUUUAAAGUAGCAUGCUUGAGGUUAUUAAAUAACAAGAUAAAAAUCCUUUGAAUGUCUUUUUCAAGGAUGUUUUUUGCCUACUGUGUGGAGGAAAUUUUAAGAUUGAUAUUUUUAAAGAAAUGCCCCUAGAAAGGACAAGGGAAUAGAAUAAACAAAGUUAAUGUUAUUUAAUGAUGUUUAAAUAGACUGAGUCUAGCCAUAAACUUUUAAAAAGAAAGAAAUUGUUUUAAUGUGUUUUUGUGUACUUCAAUCAAAGUAUCAUUGUUAUUUUUAAUGUUGGGUAAAGAUGAUGGUUAUUUGUUAAUAUUUUUUCUUAUUUUAUAUAUGAUGCUUUUGUGUUGCAGUUUUACCUCAGUUAUUAAAAUACAUUCACUAUUUCAUUCCAAAAUUGAUCAUUCCGUUUGUUUAUGAUUCCAGAAUUAUAUAUAUAUAGUUGGAAGUUUUAUCUAUCAUUUAGUUUGUACAUAUUUAUAUUUUUAUAUUGGUUUAUCUUUUCAUAUUUUAUUACAUAUUUCUAUCAUUCCAAAAGAUUUUCUGUACUAAGGAAGAAAACAAUUGUUUUUUUUCUGUUAUGUUUAAUCUGUUACAAUUUAUUUUUUGUCAGAUUUAUUUUAUAUAAUUCAGUUUGUUAACUCCUGUAUGCUUCAUUGAUGAUUAGCUUACACAUAUCUAAAGAUGGUGUCUCAUUUGGGAUAGUUCAAUUAUUGACAUUAGUAAGCUAUAUAAGAGAAUGAGUGAUAACUGUGUAUAUAAUCCUCGAGGGGUCCACUUCCUGUAUACAAGGUGAUAGGACGUGCUGCUGGAAUAGUUCAGCUUUUCAAGCUUGAAAAUAUGUGAAUAGGUGAGGAAAACUAUCAGAAAUAUAUGAUAAGGUCAAUAAAGUUCUGUCAUCUUUCUUGGUGUUCACAGCUGUGUUUUAUCAACCAAUUUUCACUCAUUUGACACUUUGGUAUUUCACUGUUACAUUACACACUAAACCAAACCAAAACCAUAUGGGGAAAUGGUAACAUAUUUACCUACUUAAUAUAUAAAAAGGUAUACAUUUUUGAAAUCUAAAUUAUAUAAAAAGGGUGGGGUAACGAAACUUAGCGGCACACUCUAUCAAUUAAAUAUUGAAGUGGCUUCCCGGGAUAUAAUCUGUAAAAUCAGAAAACAGUUUUUCAAAAACUGCAUUACUUUGCUUUCUUAAAAUGUAUCUUUUAAUUAGGAUUCAUCAAUCAGUUGUAAUGGUCUGAUAAGUGUGAUUAAUGUAUUGUGAAAUGACAUUCAUUGAUGUUUGGUAUAAAAAUUAAAGUGUAUUAUAUAUUAUGAAUUAGAAUUUAUACCUAUCCACUCAUACUACCCACUGUAUAUAGAUAUAGAAUAUAGAUUGUUUAGGAUUUUAUUUUUAUGAAUACUUGUGUUAUGAAAAUCAAAACAAAGAACAUUGUACUUCUUUUAAAGCCUAUUGCAUUGAGUGUGUUGGCAAAGGUUAUAUAUUUUUAUAGCUUGCUUGCUUGCCGAACUGUGAAGUUGUUAUUAUGUUAGGUAAACUACCCUCCUUUAAGAUAAGAUUAAUCCGAUAAAUAACCAAACUAUCUGUCUGUAGGACCAGACUUCUUUGAAAGGAGGCUAGUAUACCUUACCUAAUAAUGACUUCACAGUUCAGCUAGCAAGCAAGCUAACCAAAAAAAAAUACCUUUACCUACACACUCAAUGAAAUCUGCUGUAAAUUUUAAGAAAGGCUUCCCCUUUGCUUUUAUACAUUUCUUUUGGUGAACCUACUUUUUGAAGCAGAGUUUUAAGAAAACUGGGUCGUACAUUUAGAUUUCUGAUUAAUCACAUUUGUUUUAAAAAAUAAGAGACAUAACAUUAAGAAAUUUUGUAAUUUAGCUUAGCAAAUAUAACACCUUUGAAAGUUCAUGCUGUUAUAGAAUUGUUUGUGAAAAUAAUCCAUAUAAAUAAGUAAUUGUUCUUCAGUUGUGUUAGUAAAGAGUUUUAACUCUGUGCAAGAGGUAUAGUAAUAGCAAUAAAAGGAAUAUGCGAAAAAGACAUAUAACUUUUCAAUUAAAGAUAAAUUACAUGUAUUUAAAAUAAAGUAGACAUCAGUUACCUAUCUUAUUAUGAAUGAAAAUUGGUUCUGAAAGUAAAAACUUAGUUUACAUGGAUAUCUGUAAAAUUAAUAAUUAAUUUGCCAAAGGUUUUCACUCAAUUAAUUAAAUUACAAUUCAAAGACUAGAUUUUUAUGAUCAGAUAACUCAUAAGAUUAUUAAAAAAAUCUGUGAAGAUAAUGAAUAUUCCCUCAAAAUUUUAAUGACUUAUCAAAAAACUUAUUUUGUAGAAGACCCCUAAUUCAUUGAAAUAUGUAAUGAUUUGCCUUUCUUGUCAAUCAUAAAUAAAUUUCAGCUCUGGUUCAUUUCACUUUAAACAUGCAUGAACUUUAAGUUUUAAAUUACAUCUACUAUAAACAUCUUCUUUGUACGGUACAUUCCAAGCAUGAUUUUUUAAUGGCAGUGUAGUAUGGUGAUAAAAUUGUGAUAGCACUGUUAUGUUUGUAAAGUUUAUGUUUUUGAGGGUGGAUAUUUUAUGGACAUGUAUAUAUAAAUUGUUUUUAUCGAUGUUUAUUACCCAGUAUAUAUGGUGUACAAUUUUGUUAAUAUCGUUAUAUAAAACCAUCACCAAUAAUGUUCCACAUCUUUCAAUUGAGAUUUUCCUCAACACAAUUUUUAAGUUCUGACCCCAAUUUUUCGCGGUCCACUGAACACAGAAAAUGAUAGUGCAAGUGGGGCAUCCGUUUACUAUGGACACAUUCUUUUUACAUUUAAAAAAAAAGUUAAAUUCCAGUAAUGAUAGCUGUUUAAAUUUAAAAAAAAAAAAUUAGAAAUUAAUUCAUUACAGAAGCUUCAGUUAUUUGACCUGAUGCAAUAUCUUUGUAAUUUGGUUUGUGAGAAUAAAGAUAUAUAUAUAUAUAAUACAUGAGUAGGGUAAAUGUCUCGUUAAGUCCCAUCAGUUAUUAUGACAUUUUGGAAGUACAUGUAUAUGGUAUAUAUUUUGCAUUUUUAAAAGUCUGUUUAGAAAAUUGUUGAAAAUUAUUUUACUAUAGAUUGAAGGUGUAAUUUCCAAAUAGGCCCAUUGCUGGAUAAUGGUUGUUGUCUGUUUGAUUUAUAUUCCAAUAAAUGUAAUGUAAAAUAUAUGUAACUUUGUUGUACAAGUUUGUAGACAAAUACAUUAUGCUGUCUUCAGAAUUGUGUCUGUCUAUUCAUUUUCUAUAUUUUGAUUUUGAAAUGGAAGUUAGACAUUGAAUUUUUUUUAGAACUUACAGGGUUCAAAUAGCGGUAAGUCAAUGAAAUCUGAUGGCAAAUUUUGAUUAGACUUAUUGAAAAAUCAAUCAUUCCAACAAGAAAUUUUGUAAGUUUAUCAAUGCGAAAUAAUGUGUGAUGAAUAGGUAAAAUAUGUAUAUAAUUGUUCUUCUAAUACUGGGUAUUGUUGAUUGACAUUUUAUUCUAUUGUGAAGUUUUAUUUUUAUAUAGAUAACUAAUAGGUCAUAUGAUUCCGUUUUCACAAAUCAAUAUAUUGUGGUAUUUCAUCUUUCACAAGUUUUCAAAGAUUAUAAGGUUAAUUUUGUUAUUGUUAUAAGAAUUUUAAUAUUAUUAUAGUUUAUUAUUGACUCAGAUGGUUUCCUUUUACUGAGAUUAAUAGCAUUGAAACAUUUUAUUCCAAUAUAUAGAAAUUUUAUUUGUCUUUCCCAGGCCAGACUCGCAUCUAUUGCAUUCAGUCUGUGAUAAAUUCCAUGAGCAACAAAAAUGUUAAAAGGAAAAUGUAUAUCUAAAUGUUUAUUUACACUUGAAAAAAAAACUGUUUAAAUUGAAGUUUUCCUAAUGCUGAUAUACAUCAAGCACUACUCUUACACCUUACAUUUCAUGUAAUGAAAUAGAGGUUGGAUAAAUGAGUUCUCUCACUAGCCAGAGAGGAAAAUUUUUCAUAAAGUUUAAACGUGAAAUAAAGUAAUUGAAUUAUUUGGGAAGCUAAUGAUUUUUAAUUAUUUAUCUAUUUUCUCAAAUAUUCAAAUAAAAAAAAGAAGACACAGAGACAAAAUAGCACAUGCAUUGUACAAUAAUCAAAGCGAAAAUUUCAAGCCAUUAAAUAAAAAUGUUGUCAGAAAUUUUAAGUCUACUGAAAAGAUCUGGGAGACCAAGUUAUAGCUUUUAUAUCUUCAAUCACAACAAAUAAAAAUAUUUAGGAACAGUAGUUAGCAGCAUAUAUGGGUCCAUUUGUGUACAUUCCAAUUUUACACUAUUAUUUUGUUGUUGUUAAGAAUAUAUAUAAGAAAAAUUACAUUUAUAAAAGCAUGUUACAAUUUAUUAUUUGUUUAUAUCUCUCACAUUUCUUUUUCUUUUUUUUAGAAAGUUUGUUUGAUUUAAAAUUGAAAAUAAUUAAUUCACAAACAAAUACUUUGCCCUUAUGUAAGACUCAGCAAUUAUUUUUAAAAAUUCGUUGAUUCUGUUUGUUGUUUCAAAAGCUGUGAUUUGCUGAAAUUUUUAAUGACCAAUAUUGUUCUUAUCAUAUUUGUUGAUAGACUUCCGAAACAUUUUAUGCUUCUGUUUUAUAAUUGUUUCAUUUAAUUGGUAGAUAUAUGAUGAUGAAAUUAUUUUCAACUGUAUUUUUUCUGAACCCUUGAAUAAGUGAAUAUUCACAGAAUUUGUUUAACAAUGACCAGAGUUUUUUUAUUGAUCUGAAAAUUUGUAUUUCAUCAUUGUUGUUUUUAAAAUAUAUCAGAAUUCACAAACCAUUUUAUUGAUAUCAUCUUGGUAACUCAUUAGACGCAAAUGUUUAGAUAUAUACAUUCCGUGAACACUUGUAAAUGCUGUGCACUUUACCUUUACUUGUGCUUUCAUUUGUAAAAAUCCAUCAUUUAAGUAGUUUUAGUCAGGGAAUAUUGAUACAAAGUCAGACCUCUGUAACAACUGGUGUAGAAACGGUACUUUUGGGAAUUUCCAACAGUAGAAUUCAUCUUACAUUAUAUGUGUACCAUUUACCAAAAUUAAUUCAUGGGAAAAUUAAAAAGAGAAAGGGGGGGGGGGUGUCUCCACAUACAAAAUUGGGUACUGGCAACACAUUUUCACAGACAUUUAACUGAACACAUAUGACCCAUUGAUACCUCAGUGAAAUUGCACCCUAACUCUAUAUUUUACAUUCCAAAAAAGAUGCCCAUACCAGUUGCACAUCUUAGUAUAACUUUAUUGAGCCCCCCAAAUCCCCCUGAGAUGGUCGUCUAGCUUUAUUCGUUCAUCAAAUAAUAAGAAAUUGUUGGGUUGCAGGAGUAAAUUUUUUUCAACAUAAUAAUUUAAUAAAUUUGCUGUACACACUUUUCUAUUAACUAAAUUAUCUGAUUUAUCUCCCCUUCCUCUGGAUUAAAUCUUGCUUAUUAUAGUAACAAUUUGGAAUGAUCAUUUACUCUCAAGUGAGAUCCAAGAUGGGGAAAGACUCUCAUGCUACCUCAAGUCUAUAUCUUAAUCAGUUUCUUUGUAUUGUUUAAACUGUAAAAGAUCAUUUAUGGUGAAAAGUUUAUUAAUCGCAACCAUAACCAAACAAUUGUUAAUGUAUUUUCACUUAUCUGGUUAGUUUCUAGCUGAAUUGUAGGCUAUUAUGUUUCCUCUUUUAUGAGAAUUGACAAUAUCUUAGACUUUCUCUUUGCACUGUCCAAUUCCGAUUGUUUUUGGAUAAACAUAACAAGAAAGAUACUGAUUUUGAUGAAGAUUUUUAUGGUUAAACCACCUCACAUGAAAAUAUAGAGAUGUGUUAUACAAGUGUUUACUAUAAGUUCAAAGUACACAGAUGUAAUCACUAUUUUUACAUCAAUGAUUAAGAAGUUGAAUUAUGUAAGCUAUAAAAAAAAAUCUCCAUAAGUCUAUGUAUGUUGUCUCUUUUAAAAAAAAUACUGUUAAUAAGCAAAACCAAUCAAACAGAUGGUGGCAAUUAAAUACAGCCUCAAUAAGAAAUUAUUUGCAAUUUUUUGUUUUGCUUUUUAGAGUAUAAACUUGUCAUUUAACGUCUUUCUACACCAGUUUAGUCCUACUUUUGUUUAUAUCACUACCUCCUCACAGAACUUGUAUUAAACCAAAAUGUAUAUUGGUAAUCCAACAAUAAAUGUUUUAACACCCCA